This is a messenger RNA of Lytechinus variegatus (green sea urchin), 1150 nucleotides long. RefSeq names its product ribonuclease H2 subunit C-like (gene rnaseh2c). NCBI's taxonomy places the organism in Eukaryota, Metazoa, Echinodermata, Echinoidea, Temnopleuroida, Toxopneustidae. The transcript is spliced from 6 exons. Gene Ontology annotation, cellular component: ribonuclease H2 complex. Gene Ontology annotation, biological process: RNA catabolic process. Bases 129 to 584 code for a protein of 151 amino acids. The record is from RefSeq and is a predicted model, not a curated record.
ACCUGGCGAAGUAGACACCACCGAAAUCCGUAUGGAAUGUGUUAUUUUGCGAUAAAGUAUCUUUCCCACAGUAGAAUGCAUUGAUGAGGGACUAGCACAGAUCAGAGAUUCUACAACUAAGUGACAGCAUGGCUUUGUGUGUAGAUGGAAAAUCACUUGAGGAUGUUGGAUGCGCAGACCUUCACCUGAUGCCAUGCACGAUAGAAGGAGACGGAGAGGCCAAUGUGUCUCAAUUUUUUACACCUGCUAUCAGACAGAAUGAGGAAAGCCCGGGCACAACAGGUCAGCAGGUAUCAUUCCGAGGGAGACUCCUUAGAGGUCAAGAGAUUCCAAUCCCUGAGGGAUAUAAAGGUGUUAUUCUGAAAGAGCCUAGUAAACCCUUCACUGAAGAUGAGGAUCGUACUUUAAAAGCAACCCAAAGUUUUGACAAGUUUACCUAUUGGAAUUUGGAAACGGCACCUUCUACAAAUGACACAAUUCAACGAGCCUUGGCAUGGACCAAUAUAGCUUCUGCAUUACACAGUCCUGUAUCAUCUGAUAAGCCAUCUUUGGAAUCCCAGGGCAGUGUAGCUGGCUGUAGAUGAAAUUCAACCAUUCCAAUGUACUCCUACCUGAAUACUAGUGGUCAGAUUCAACCUGAGAUCAUGAUGCCACUGUGUUCUCUUGAUGCCAGGCCUUUCCAGCUUACUCCAGAGUUAACCAUUUCAUGAAAGUUUUCAGCACCAACAAGUCAUCGUUAUUGGAUAAAUGUGAAAAAGAUGGGAUAGUUAACAUAGAAGCAGUCAGAUAUAUUUCCCAUUAAGUCAAUCGAAAGCAAAGGAAUUUGUCUGAUAAAAGUGUUGAUGUUAUCCUACAGUAUGUUACCAUGAUGAGGAACGAAGUCAAGUCCCACAGGAAUACUUGGUAGUUCUUAAAAAUUCAAUUGGAAUCUAUUUUUGUUGAUUCUCGGCCAUUGCAUUAUAUAUGAAGAUGCGGGAGUCAUUGUGACCUUUCCCACUUCUAAGUCACUGUACCUUCCAAGAUGUGAAUUGCUUUUCUGCCAGAGACUCUGUAGGGAGGGUGUUUGAUAUACCUUGUGAUGUAACUUUUUGUCAUUCUGAUUGAUAAUACUGUGAAUUUCUUUAUGAUUAAAUUUUGUAUGUAAAAAGUG